Molecule: messenger RNA, 3944 nt
Organism: Cavia porcellus (domestic guinea pig)
Lineage: Eukaryota; Metazoa; Chordata; Mammalia; Rodentia; Caviidae
Gene: Robo4
Product: roundabout guidance receptor 4
Exons: 19
Coding region: 416-3403 (995 amino acids)
Biological process (GO): cell-cell adhesion
Molecular function (GO): protein binding
Source: RefSeq, a predicted model, not a curated record
ACUUACAAUGUGUCGGCCCUGCAGGGUCUACUACUAUAUUUUUGUUUUGUUUUGUUUUUGUACUGGGAAUUGAACUUAGGAUCUUGCAUUUCCCAGGCAGGCACGUAUGCUGCUGAGCUACAUCCCCUGCUGGUAUUCCUAUUUCUAGGUCAAGACACUAAAAAAGUGACUUGCACGGUUAAAGUAUCUGGUCAAUUCAAGGUCUCACAGAAGCCUGGUUCGUUACCUCUGAGCUGAAGUUCUCCAAGGCACUGAGGGCCAGGCAGGAAGCAUCAGUUUCCUCAAAGCUGCUUCCCUACUGGGACAGAGUCACAAACAACUACCAACACCCUGUCCCGCCCCUCUUCGCUCACCGCUGUGAAGUCAGAGCCACAGGACAAAGUGGCUGGGAUAAGGAGCCAGGACUGAAGCGGCCAUGGGCUCUGGAGGAGUGGGCCUCCUUGGGGGCAGGGGGCCCCUGCUUCUCCUGCUUCUGUGUGCCGGGGGAGGCAAGACUCAGGAGUCCCCACCCCAGAUCUUAGUUCACCCCCAGGACCAGCUGCUCCAGGACUCAGGCUCUGCCAAGAUGAGCUGCAGAGCAUCAGGCCAGCCGCCCCCCACCAUCCGCUGGCUGCUCAAUGGGCAGCCCCUGAACAUCGAUGUGGACCUGUACCACCUCUUCUCGGACGGCACCCUCCUCCUGCUGCGGCCCCCCGCGCAGGGACGAGCCCACGAUGACCAGGCCCUGGCCAUGAUCCUGGGCAUCUACACAUGUGAGGCCAGCAAUCAGCUGGGCACGGCAGUCAGCAGAGGCGCUCGGCUGUCUGUGGCUGUCCUCCGGGAGGAUUUCCAGAUCCAGCCCCAAGACACAGUGGCCAUGGUGGGUGAGCAGUUGGUUCUGGAGUGUGGACCUCCUUGGGGCUACCCAGAACCCACAGUCUCAUGGUGGAAAGACGGGAAACCCCUGGCCCUCCAGCCAGGGCGGCACACGGUAUCCAGGGGUUCCCUGCUGGUGUCAAGAGCAGAGAAGAGUGACACUGGGAUCUAUAUGUGUGCGGCCACCAACAAUGCAGGCCAACGGGAGAGCCGAGCAGCCAGGGUGUCUAUCCAGGAGUCACAAGAUCACAGCGAGCCUGUGGAACUGCUGGCUGUCCGUAUUCAGCUAGAAAAUGUGACCUUGUUGAACCCAGACCCCAAGAAGGGCUCCAAGCCUGGGCCAGCUGUGUGGCUCAGCUGGAAGGUGAGUGGCCCUGCUGCACCUGCUCAGUCCUACACAGCCUUGUUCAGGGCUCGGACAGCCCAGGGAGGCCAGAGAGCUCCGUGGGCAGAGGCGCUGCUGGACGGCUGGCAGAGCGCAGAACUCGGGGGACUCCGCUGGGGCCAAGCCUACGAGUUCAAAGUGAGACCGUCCUCUGGCCGGGCUCGAGGCCCUGACAGCAAUGUGCUGCUCCUGAGUCUGCCGGAACAAGUUCCCAGUGCCCCACCCCAGGAAGUGACCCUAAAACACAACAACAGCAGCAUCCUUGUGAGCUGGGUCCCACCACCUGCUGAAAACCACAAUGGCGUCAUCCGUGGCUACCAGGUCUGGAGCCUGGGCAAUACCUCACUGCCUCCCAUCAACUGCACCGUCGUGGGUGCGCAGACCCAGCUGGAGAUGGAUGCGCAAAUGUCAGGCUCCUACUGUGUGCAAGUGGCUGCCUUCACUGGGGCUGGGGCUGGGGCACCCAGUAGCCCUGUGUGCCUCCUUUUAGAAAAGCCCAUGGAACAAUCAGCCCAAGAACCCAGCGAGCAAGGUCCGUGGGCCCUAGAGUGGCUGAGGGCCACAGUGAGGAGGCCAGAGGUCAUCGCCAGUGGAGGUGUCCUGCUCUGGCUGCUGCUGCUGGGCAUCGCUGUGUGCAUCUACCGCAGGCACCAAGCCAGGGUGCACAUGGGUCCAGGUCUGUACAGGUAUACCAGUGAGGAUGCCAUCCUAAAACACAGGAUGGACCACAGCGACUCACCCUGGCUGGCAGACACCUGGCGAUCCACCUCUGGCUCUCGGGACUUGAGCAGUAGCAGCAGCCUUAACAGCCGGCUGGGGGUGGAUCCCCGGGACCCACUAGACUGCCGGCGCUCCUUGAUCUCCUGGGAUCCCCGAAGUCCCGGCGUGCCCCUGCUUCCAGACACUAGCACCUUUUAUGGCUCCCUCAUCGCUGAGCUGCCCUCCAGCCCCCCAUCCCGGCUGAGUCCCCAGACCCCAGCUGCCAGGCGCCGCCCUCCUCAGCUGAUCCGGACCUCCAGCCCCUGGCCCAGCUCAGACAGCCUCUGCAACCACAGGGGCCCCGAUUCGCCAUGCUCCUUGUCUCUGGCUCCUGCAGAGGCCUGGAAGACCAAGAAGAAGCAAGAACUGCACCAGGCCAACAGCUCCCCCCUGCUCAGGGGCAGCCACUCCUUGGAGCUCUGGGCCUGGGAGCUGGGACACAGAAGCUCCAAGAAUCUUUCCCAGAGCCCAGCAGCUGUGCCCGGGGCUCUGGUGGCCUGGCGGGCCCUGGGACCACAGCUCCUCCGCAGCUCCAAUGAGCUAGCGACUCGCCCUCUCCCUCCAGCACCUCUCUCUCCUGGUGGAGCCCCCACUCAGAAUCCACAGACCCAGCACACAGUGGAACCCCAAGCUUCUGCCCCCCUCUCUGUCCUGAGCCCCUCUAGGCCCCCCAGCCCCCAGCCCUCCUCCCUCUCUGGCCCCAGCCCAGCCUCCAGUCGCCUGUCCAGCUCCUCACUGUCAUCCCUGGGGGAAGAUCAGGACAGUGUGCUGACCCCUGAGGAGGUGGCACUGUGCUUGGAGCUCAGUGAGGGGGAGGAGACCCCCAGGAACAGCACCUCUCCCAUGCCCAGGGCACCCUCACCCCCUACAACCUAUGGGUACAUCAGCAUCCCGACGGCCUCGGAGCUAGCAGACGUGGGCGGGGCUGGGGGCAGGGUGGCAUCUGAAAGGGGAGGCCUGCUGUGCCCACCUCGGCCCUGCCCCACCCCCACCCCCAGCGAGGGCUCCCUGGCCAAUGGGUGGGGCUCGGCCUCUGAGGACAACGGCCCUAGUGCCAGAGCCAGCCUGGUCAGCUCUUCCGACGGCUCUUUCUUCGCUGAUGCCCACUUUGCCCGUGCCCUGGGCAUGGCUGUGGAUAGCUUCGGUUUCGGUCUGGAGCCACGGGAGGCCGACUGUGUUUUCACUGAUGCCUCAUCUCCUCCCUCCCCACGGGAUGACAUCUCCCUGACGCCCACCUUUCCCUUGUCCCUAUGGGAGUGGAGGCCAGACUGGCUGGAGGACAUAGAGAUCAACCACACCCAGCAGCUGGGGAAGGGGCUGCCCCCUUGGACCCCUGACUCUGGGAUCUCGUCCCAGCGCAGUCGGCUCAGCUGUCAUGUGCCCAAGGCUGGUGACUCCUCCUGACCCGUGUCCCUGGGAUAGGACAUCAGGGCCACCCUUCCCGUCUGCUUACAAGACUGGCCUGUGCCCGUGCCUCCAGGAGAGUUCUCCCACCAAGACUGCUCCAGAAAAAAGAGAGAUGAAAACGAGAGCAAAGCCGUCCUGGAACAUUCUGGAAACAAAACAUCACCUCCACCUGACCCCAGGAGUCUCCUCCUCAUGGCCACCCCACAGCCUGGGCCUUUGGCCUAAGGAGCUGCUCUCCCCACUCUUAGGGAUCACAGGAAAUGGGGAGCCUGAGAGGUCUCCACAGAAGGUCCUACAGCUGGGGGGGGGCUAUGGAAGAAGGGCGCCUCCUCUCUCAGCCCUGCCUCACCCCCACUCUUGAGGCCAGUGCAACCCUCCCCAUAAGAGGCAGCACUGAGGUCCCACCCAGGACCAAAGCCAGGGGCUCCCAUGGGUCUAGGGAGGAAGCUGGAGAAAGAGAGGUGGGGGAGCCUGCCUCCUCGUCCCUCUGUCACUUUGAGCUUCUGGAACUUGAUGCUAUAAAACCAUAAAGACUUGA